AUGGACUCGUGGCGCAAGCCGUCGCGCAGCGUCAUCACCAAGACCCUCAAGGAGUCCGUCAAAACCGGCCACCCCACCGGGCUGCCGGAGAAGAUCCUGCGCUUGUUCGUCGCCAACCCGCCACUGCCGUUCCUUGAGCCGAUCCCGAAGCGGCCGCCGAAGCAGCCCUACAGCGGCGUCGGCCAAUACCUAGACGAGUUCGCGGCCCCAGGCGACCCGGAGUACGAGCCGCCGCGGCCGGAGGACCGCCCGCCGAGCCCGCGGAAGUACAGGAACCCCGAGCUGGUGGUGCAGGCGCGGGUGGACGCGGAGACCAAGCUCGAAAAGGACGAGCGCCUUGUAGCGUGGAAGCUGCAGCAGAAUGCGAAGCUGCUGGAGGAGCGGGUGGCGCGGUUCGACCCCAACAAAGACCCCCUGGUGGAGGGCGACCCCUUCAAGACGCUGUUCAUAUCGCGGCUGAGCUACGAGGUCACGGAGCGCCGGCUGCGCGGGGAGUUUGAGCGCUUCGGCCCCAUCAAGCACGUCCGCCUGGUGCAGGCCAAGGACAAGGACAAGCCUCGGGGCUACGCGUUCAUAACGUAUGAGUCCAAGUCGGACAUGAAGGAGGCCUACAAGAGCAUGGACGGCGUCAAGAUCGAGGGCCGCAGGAUACUGGUGGACGUGGAGCGCGGCCGCACGGUGGAGGGAUGGCGGCCGAUGCGGCUGGCGGGCGGCCUGGGCGGCGACAGCCGGCUGCCCAAGCAGAGCAAGAAGAAGGCGCUCGCGGCGGCUCUGGCGGCGGGGGUUGCGCCGCCGCCGGUGGACAGGGAGCCUCCCAGGCGGGAUGAUUACAAGCGGCGUCGAGACGACGAGGAGCGCCGCUACUGA
Messenger RNA from Monoraphidium neglectum, 867 nucleotides. Its product is annotated as U1 small nuclear ribonucleoprotein. NCBI's taxonomy places the organism in Eukaryota, Viridiplantae, Chlorophyta, Chlorophyceae, Sphaeropleales, Selenastraceae. Gene Ontology annotation, biological process: mRNA splicing, via spliceosome. The coding region runs from base 1 to 867 and encodes 288 amino acids. Gene Ontology annotation, molecular function: U1 snRNA binding; mRNA binding. The transcript is spliced from 6 exons. Gene Ontology annotation, cellular component: precatalytic spliceosome; U1 snRNP; U2-type prespliceosome. The record is from RefSeq and is a predicted model, not a curated record.